Tupaia belangeri chinensis (Chinese tree shrew) is the source of this 888-nucleotide messenger RNA. RefSeq names its product rho guanine nucleotide exchange factor 9. The record is from RefSeq and is a predicted model, not a curated record. Lineage: Eukaryota; Metazoa; Chordata; Mammalia; Scandentia; Tupaiidae. The annotation marks the transcript as partial. Gene Ontology annotation, molecular function: protein binding; guanyl-nucleotide exchange factor activity. The transcript is spliced from 5 exons.
AACAACCUGACUGAAGGCGAGGUCCAGGGCGCAAGGGAUUGGGCUGAAGGGCCGUGAAGGAGGGGAGGCGGAGGGGGCGCUGGGGAUAUCGCUUGCUCAAGCCCAGCCCUCCUAGUCAGCCCGCGACAAACCGCGCCAGCUACCGGGCCUCAGAGAAGCCAGACUUCGCGGGCAUCAUGCAGUGGAUAAGGGGCGGAUCUGGAAUGCUGAUCACUGGAGAUUCCAUCGUUAGUGCUGAGGCAGUAUGGGAUCACGUCACCAUGGCCAACCGGGAGUUGGCAUUUAAGGCUGGCGACGUCAUCAAAGUCUUGGAUGCUUCCAACAAGGAUUGGUGGUGGGGCCAGAUCGACGAUGAGGAGGGAUGGUUUCCUGCCAGCUUUGUGAGGCUCUGGGUGAAUCAGGAGGAUGGGGUGGAAGAAGGGCCAAGUGAUGUACAGAAUGGACACCUGGACCCCAACUCAGACUGCCUCUGUCUGGGCCGGCCACUGCAGAACCGGGACCAGAUGCGGGCCAAUGUCAUCAAUGAGAUCAUGAGCACUGAGCGUCACUACAUCAAGCACCUCAAGGACAUUUGUGAGGGUUACCUGAAGCAGUGCCGAAAGAGAAGAGACAUGUUCAGCGAUGAGCAACUCAAGGUUAUCUUUGGGAAUAUUGAAGACAUCUACAGGUUUCAGAUGGGCUUCGUAAGAGACCUGGAGAAACAGUACAACAAUGAUGACCCACAUCUCAGCGAGAUAGGACCCUGCUUCCUAGAGCACCUAGAAGAUGUGACCCCAAGUGGGAGUGGUGGUGAAUUUGGAAAAAAGGGACAAACAAGUAGAGAAAAGUGGGGAGUGGGUGGACCAGGCAUCUCUGAUGGAGAUCACCAUGGCGCUGAGCCAUUCCCAG